Linum trigynum is the source of this 699-nucleotide messenger RNA. Lineage: Eukaryota; Viridiplantae; Streptophyta; Magnoliopsida; Malpighiales; Linaceae. The record is from the annotation of a GenBank genome assembly.
AUGCCGAAACGAACUACGCACACCUACUCCAGCGAGGAUGCAGCUCCCGAUGGCCCUGAUUCGGAUCUAUUCGUCUAUUACUGCAAGCACUGUGGCUCCCAUGUCCUCAUCACUGAUACCCAGUUGCAGAAAAUGCCCAAAAGGAAGACUGACAAAUCUUAUGUGUUGGACAAGAAGAAGCAUCUGGCCAGGCUCAACAUUAACGAUGGUGGAAAGGUUCUCUUGAAGAGGGGAGAAGGGAAAUUGGAGAAGCAAUUUCGUAUGAACUGCAUGGGUUGUGGCCUAUUCGUCUGUUAUCGUGCCGAAGAAGAUAUAGAAACUGCUUCCUUUAUAUAUGUAGUUGAUGGUGCCCUUAGCACAGUUGCUGCUGAAACAAACCCUCAGGAUGCUCCAGUGCCACCCUGCAUAUCACAAUUGGAAGGAGGACUUGUCCAGGUGGCCAUAGAGGUGGAGGACCGUGCACAACGAUCGGCAAUAACAAGGGUUAAUGCUGAUGAUGUUCGAGUAACUGUGGCAGCCCCUGCAGCCCGCGGUGAAGCUAACAAUGAGCUUCUAGAAUUCAUGGGCAAAGUUUUGGGUCUAAGGCUAAGCCAAAUGGCUCUACAAAGGGGAUGGAACAACAAAUCAAAGCUCUUAGUUGUCGAGGAUUUAUCUGCUAGACAGGUGUAUGAGAAACUUCUGGAAGCAGUGCAACCGUAG